Messenger RNA from Epinephelus moara (kelp grouper), 2569 nucleotides. It is a transcript of the gene noxo1a, whose product is annotated as NADPH oxidase organizer 1a. Gene Ontology annotation, molecular function: phosphatidylinositol binding; protein binding; superoxide-generating NADPH oxidase activator activity. Bases 88 to 1722 code for a protein of 544 amino acids. The record is from RefSeq and is a predicted model, not a curated record. The transcript is spliced from 8 exons. Gene Ontology annotation, biological process: superoxide anion generation. NCBI's taxonomy places the organism in Eukaryota, Metazoa, Chordata, Actinopteri, Perciformes, Serranidae.
CAAUCCCAACAGCAGUGCGAGGCUGAGAGGCUUCCGUAGUAGCUCACACCUGGACUGUUCAGCAUACUUUGACUCUGUAGGUUCAUCAUGGAGGCCCAGCGGUACCCCAUCAGUGUCCGUUUAAUCGGAGUGAUGCACAAGGAGAAGAACAAAAUGUACAUGACCUCCGUGCUGUGGUCGGAUCAGAAUGACAUUGUAGUCUACAGGACUUUUGAUGAAUUCAAGAAAAUGCACAAACAAUUGAAGAAAACAUUCCCAGCCGCAAGUAAAACCAAGAAGUCCGACAGAAUCAUCCCCAAAUUUGGAGACAAAAAGGUGAAGCAGGGCGGAAAGAAGAAAAGUCCCACCAAGUCUCUAGUGCGCCUCAAAGUCCUGCAGAAAUACUGUGACAAGCUUCUGAGCUGCGACGCACAGGUGUGUCAGUCUGCAGACCUCAUCCAGUUCUUCCACCCCAAAGACCAGGACCUGCAGCCUGAUAUCGCCAAGAACAGCAUCGUCAUCAUGCCAACAGACGAUGAAACCACAACCAGUUCAGGACAGGUUGGUGGCGGUAACGUGACCCAGCCGUUUGUCACAGAGACGUACAGAUGCGUGGCCCCGUACGAGACCAAAGACACCAAGAACAAGCCUUUCAAAGUGGCACUGGACGAAAAAGUAGACGUGCUCAUCAAAGACAAAGCAGGGUGGUGGCUUGUGGAGAAUGAAGACAAGCGGAUGGCCUGGUUCCCUGCUCCCUACCUGGAGAAGCUAGAGGAUGAUGACGACGAGGACGAAGAUGACAUAGAUGGGACUCCUGAAAGAGGAAUGCUGUACACUGCAAUCAGGAGCUACAAGCGCACCAAAGAUGAUGAGAUAACAGUCGCCAUUGGUGCUGUGGUGGAGAGCCUGCAGAAGUCUGACAACGGCUGGUGGCUCAUCAGAUACAAUGGCAAGGUGGGUUACAUCCCCUCCAUGUACCUGCAGCCCUACAGCUACCCUCAGAUCCGCAUGACAGGCCACCAUUCAGACCUCCGGGCCUCCUCCCCAAACCAAUUCCUGAGCCUCGAGCAGCAGUCCAACCAGCUCAGCCUCUCACAAGGAAACAUACUGCAGCUUCCGCCUGCCAGGUCCCCGUCCCCUUCACCCCGCUCCCUUUCCCCUUCACCCCGCUCCCCUUCCCCUUCACCCCGCUACCCUCAACAGUACAGGAAUCAGAGAUCACUCUCUCUUGAAAUCCCGUCUGAUCGACCCGCCCCUCCGCCUCCAGCUAGAACCGCUGCUAGACCUACCAGCGCCAACACCUCACCCACGUCUGCAGCCCAAGUCCCUCUGCCCACAAUCAUGGUGGAGAUGGACGAAGAAAGGGAGCAGCGUGGCCACCUCCUGAGAGCAGACAGCGAGGGGAGCCUUAUGAGCGACAGCACUGACUUCAGCGAUGACCUCAACUCCUCCUGGGCGAGCUCCUCAUCCUUCAACCUGAGCCUGAGCUACAACGAGGAUCAGCAUCGUCUCAGCCGUACGCCUGAGCCUACUGGGAGCCACAGCCUCAGCCCGACAACUGCCUUCGAGGGGAAACUGAUGCCCAGCGUCUCUGAUCCCAACCUCUACAAGAGCCCGUCAACACCCAAGGUGCCACCCAGGCCGCGGGCACAGGAGAUCCUCACCCGGUGUUCCACUAUCACCCGCAAGAACGCAAGCAAAGGCAGCCUGUCACCCACACAGACUGAAGUACUGAGUCGAUAGAGUUUGUGUUGCUAUUAGCUUUAUUAACUAUUCUGUCGCCCAAGGAUGGAGUUCGAAUAAUUUUACCUGCUACUAAACGUCGACUUUGAAAAUACAAAAUGCAGAGACUGUUCAGAGAGGUAGCUGUGUGUAAAGAGUUGCAGAGUCAUUUCUUUAUAAUGAAGAAUUAAGAUGAACUGCGCCAGAUGCAAUGAGGUGACUGUUGGAGUUUUUCUAUUGAAGUUUUUCAAUAGAAGUUUUUCUAUGGAGUUUUUCUAUUGAAGUUGUAUUAAUAGAAAUGUGACUUGUUAAUGUUUGCAUCUUUCAAGAGAGACUGCCAACAAGUUGCACAACAUGUAUAGUGUUCAAAGACCUUCAGCAAAAUCAGCCAAUAUACAUAUAUGUGUAUGAUUAAUCACAAAGCACAUCCAGUCUAACUGUUUCGAAUGAUUAUUUAUUUUCCAUACUGGAAACCUUUUGUUGUGCCUUAUAUGCAUGUUAACUGUAAUGGGUGCACAGACCGAAAGAGAUUGAUUUGUUUUCGUGACUCCUGUGAAAGUAAAUGUUUGACAUACCAGAGUGUGCGGGACUUUCUAUUUCCUGGUGAAGCAAGUUGAAGAAUGGGUUUUGUAUAAAUAGCAGGAGCCUGAUUAUGUAAAUUCUGACUGUAUUCACGUAACUGAAGAGCUUGGAACGAAUAAAAGCAUUUUUGGGGACACUUGAUGUCGUCUUCAAAUGUCUUGUUUUAAGAAAGAGUUGUUUUUUUUAGAGUUGUAUGCCUCGGCCAACCAGACAAGUUGCAGUUUACAUCCAUAUCUGUCCAGACUCAUUAAAUAAAUAUAGUGAAGAAUUUAAAGAAAUGUAAUAA